AUGAAAAUUACUUUGAUUUUUGUCGUUUUAGCAAUAUGUUCCCAAACAUCGACUAUAUUAUGUAAUGUGACUCCAGGUUUACCUCCCACAGUUUCAACUACAACACGCAAACCCUGGACACAUAAAUUAAAAGAUGGAUUGAAUACGUUUUUCCAAGGUGCAGCAAUAGUGGGAGCUGUACAAAAUGGGAUACAAAACAGUCGAAGUAACAAACAUAAGCAAACACACGUCACACAUAAGCCAUAA
Messenger RNA from Parnassius mnemosyne (clouded apollo), 246 nucleotides. The record is from the annotation of a GenBank genome assembly. NCBI's taxonomy places the organism in Eukaryota, Metazoa, Arthropoda, Insecta, Lepidoptera, Papilionidae.